Messenger RNA from Hemibagrus wyckioides, 3871 nucleotides. It is a transcript of the gene znf507, whose product is annotated as zinc finger protein 507. Gene Ontology annotation, cellular component: nucleus. The coding region runs from base 154 to 3087 and encodes 977 amino acids. NCBI's taxonomy places the organism in Eukaryota, Metazoa, Chordata, Actinopteri, Siluriformes, Bagridae. The transcript has 7 exons. Gene Ontology annotation, biological process: regulation of gene expression. The record is from RefSeq and is a predicted model, not a curated record.
AAGAAGUGUCACGUGAUCCACGCUCCAUUCUCGCCAUUUUGAGCACAGCGUGAGAAAAAAAGUAAGAUACUUUUUUUUUUUUACUGCCUGAGAGUAAAACCUGCGAAUCACGAGCGCCGGGGGCCAAAGAUCACUCAGAGUUGCUGCAUCAGUAUGGAGGAUAGCAGUGGUGUUGCCAUCCUAGUCCCUUGUUCCAGGGAUCAUCAGGAUGUCUUCACCCCUGAUUCAUACAUUCAUGAUGUGGCAGAAGAGCAGGAGCAGCACAAGCAGGCUGCAGAUUCUCUCAUCCAGGUGAUCGAGAAGCUGAGUAAGAUAGUGGAGAAAAGGCCAAGGCGAUGCACUCUUUCUGGGAAGAAGCGUCCUUCCAUGACCUGCGCCUCAGUAAUGGUGGCGGAUAGCAGAGAAGGCAGCGGCGGGGUUUCACCAUCUAAAAGAACCAGGGAGUAUGGAGAAGACUGCCAGGAUCUCGCUUGUGCACCGGUGCCGAUCACAAAGCAGGAACCGAUUAACAGAAGUGCCCCCAUGGUUGCCUGUUACCAGUGCAGCCUAUGUCGCUUUAUUUCUCCCACACUGAAUGCUUUGAAAGAGCACAUGAAGCAGCAUGAUGAGCAGCACAAUGACCUUAUUCUCAUGUGCUCAGAGUGUUGCUUUACUUCCAACCAUCAGGAGGAGCUGGAGGCACAUAUCAGGCAUCACUAUGAGGAGGGUGACAGCACCAAGAGAUCUUCUGCAGAUCAGCAGACUGGAUCAGUAAAAGGAAAUCUGCAGGGUAGGAUGGGAUACUCCACCAUGAAAUCUGAGCCUGAAUCAGAGAAAACGCCAGGAACCCCCAAGAAGUGGUACAGAUACGAGCAAGGUCGGUAUCACUGCUUGAUUUGCAGUUAUGAAUGUGGGCAGCAGCGCAAUUUGAAAACGCAUGCAUGGAAACAUGCUGGCUUGGUCGAUUGCUCAUAUCCUAUAUUCGAAGAUGAUGCUGAUCAGAAUGAGGCUCACCCUUUAUAUACCCUAAGCAGCAACCCAUCUUUAGAGCAGUGUAAAAAGCAGGAGGCUGUUGUGGUUCUCGCACCUGUUGGAGAACAAGCUCAGAUUCUACGCAAUGCUUCUUCCAUUCAGCUAGAAUUGUGUGCAUCAGCAAGUGUGAAAUGCAAGGGUGAUAUGGAAUCAGAGAGAGUGGAGGAACUUAAAAACCCCAUGCAGAGUGUUUUCUCUGUCGAAGGAGCUCCGUCUGAGGAGCCCCCAGGAGAGGUUCAAGUGACUCCUGAGGCACAAAUGGAGCUGGAGUUGGAGACGGAAAACCAGCAGACGAACACUGACAGCUUGUUGUCUUCAGUACAGAAGAUCAUCAGCUCCACUGGUAACAGUGCCGGCCAUGUCAACGUCAUUGUGGAGAGGCUGCCCUGCCCCGAAGAACCUGUAGCCAGCAAACCUCUGCUCCUCAGCCCAGAGGUGUCUGGAUUACUAGCUUCCCAGGAAGUGGGAAUUGAGAGCCAAUCUCGCCCCUUGUACUGUGAGGAGCAGGUUGUGAUUGACUGGGAUGACAGCGAUGAGCAUCAGGAAAUGGAGAGUCAGGAGAUUGAUCCACCUCCAGAGGACAUAUUGCCUCCAGCUCGUAGAAGGACACACUCUGAGUGCUUGCGGUUGCACUCUUUGGCAGCUGAAGCCCUUGUGGCUAUGCCAUUGAGAGCUCCAGAGCUUAGCAAGUCCACUGUUAAGGGUACUUCGAGUGUGAUCUCUGACACAGGCCAGAAAAUACUUGAUUUGUCUGCUGCUUCUGCUGUAUCCAAUGCAAAGGUACCUUCAGCAGAGCUGGUAGCUGGGAUGCAAGGGUCAACAACGCUUUUGAACCUCAGCCAGGGUUCCAGGGAAGAAUUAAUGUUGGAAGGACCUUCAAAAGCUGGGAUCAGCAUGUCUUUACUGACUGUCAUUGAACGACUGCGAGAAAGGUCAGAUCAGAAUGCCUCCGAUGAAGACAUUCUAAGGGAGCUACAGGACAAUUCGCAGAUUCUGAAUGGCAGUAUGGCUACAGGAGAGGUGGAUGUGGCGGGCGAUUCGUCCACCACAGAAGCCGAUCUGGUGGAGUACGUUGCAGGGAGUGACAGACCCUACCGCUGCCGUCUCUGCCUUUACAGCAGUGGAAACAAGGGCUAUGUGAAGCAGCACCUCCGUGUUCACAGGCAGAGGCAGCCUUACCAAUGCCCAAUUUGCGAGCAUGUUGCCUUGGACAGCAAGGAUCUGGAGAGCCAUAUGAUCCACCACCGCAAGAGCCGCAUGUACCAGUGCAAGCACUGCACCGAGAUUUUCCACUAUAAGAGUCAGCUGAGAAACCACGAGAGAGAGCAACACGGGAUAAGCGACGCCGCAGUGGCCCUCACGCCUGUUGGCGAAAGCAAAGCGAACAUAGACGAGUCUGAGAAGAUGACUGAAGAGGAUUGUGUCAGCGAGCAUAAAGUGUAUAAAUGCGAUAUGUGUGAUUAUACCAGCUCUACCUACGUCGGAGUGCGGAAUCAUCGCAGGAUUCACAGCUCCGACAAGCCCUACAGGUGCUGCAGCUGCGACUUCGCCACCACCAACAUGAACAGCCUGAAGAGCCACAUGAAGAGACACCCACAGGAGCACCAGGCUGUGCAGCUGCUUGAGCAGUACAGGUGCUCCCUCUGUGGAUACGUGUGCAGUCAUCCUCCAUCCCUCAAGUCCCACAUGUGGAAACAUGCUGGGGAUCAGAACUAUAACUACGAACAAGUGAACAGGGCCAUCAACGAGGCCAUGUCUCAAAGCAGCCGGUCUCCAGUCGUGCCUUCAAAGUCAGGCCCGGAUCCAUCUGUAGACCGUCCAUACAUCAUCCUGAACCAGAAGGAGAAAACAUCGCCUCCUUCAGCCCAGAGAGCGCUGGUGAGGAAAGGAGGCACCGGGGUUCCACCAUCAGGCCUGGAAUACUGCGUGCUGCUCUUCUGCUGCCCAGUCUGCAGCUUCGAGUCCACCAGUAAAGAACAGCUGAUGGAGCACAUGAAGGAGCACGACUUCAUCAGCAUCAUACUGAGCAAAGAGCAGCAGGGAAGCCAGGCUUCUGAGGCCGGCACAGCGCAGUGAGGGAAAACAGUCCACACACAUACAAAAUCUCUUAAUAUUAGAGCCAGUAUCUUUUUUUUUUUUUUUUGCACAUUUUCUUUUCUUGAUUGCUUUUGAUACACUGCUUUACAGAAACUCUGUACUUUUAUUCUACCCUCUUUUUCUCAGUGUCAUUAAGGUUUGUUCGAGUAGAAUUCAGGAUCCGAACGUUUCCUCCGAAACGUUAUCAGUAAAAAUUUAACCAAGGAAACAUUCAAUAUCAUAGCGUAAUAUAGGUGAAUAUUUUUUGAUUGAACGGCAUUUCAUACCUCAUGAAGUCACUUUUCUACACGGUAUAAAUGAAGAUCAUUACGGUUAAUCAUCCAUAGGGCAGCUUCUUCUACCUUCUACUUCAUUGUAAUAUUAUUUAUCAGUAUUGUUUUUAUAGUCUUCACGGUAAGGGAAGAAAAGGAAAAGGUUAAGUUUAACGUCCUUGUCGUUUGUCAAUGUCUGUGUUUAAUAUUUAUCACGCUAAUUUAUAUCUUUUGCAUGUACCCUUCCGUCGCGCUCACAGAAAACGAGCGGAUCGUCACGAAGCCGUUCUUUUUCCGGUGCUAUUGACGCUCUCUUUGGAGCUAACAAAGCGUCAUUUCAGGAAUGUAUCUUAAACCUACAGACAAGCCAGUGUGUGGAAGUGUGUGUUUAUCUGCUUGUAUUAUUUAAAUACACAGUCAGGAGACAUUCUAAUGGUCACUGGUCCAAAAAGAAAUCAGGUAAUAAAAACUCCAUCCAAAGCGAAUAUUGCAGCGAAAGCCAAGUACAAUGU